AAAGGGAAAAAAGGGAGCAAGACAUGAAAUGGAAGGUAAGAAAGGAAGGACAACAUUUAGAAAAUGUAACAGGGAGUAAGAUAUGAAGUUACAAAUAUUCUUCUAUACUUAUCCACACCUGGAAAACAUUGAAAUAGGAGAUUAAACCAGCCUGUGAGCUCUUUUUGGAUAUAAAUUGGCAUAGCAGGUUCAUUCAAGUUUAGUAAGAUGCUUGGCAACAAAGAUCCCUGCGUGUCAUUUGCACUUGAAUGCCGUUGAGUGAAAAUGAUAACGCAAGUGUUUGAUAAGGAAACUGAUCACAGUUUCAGUAGUUUCAAAUCAGGUUUUUUCUGAUUCCUGAAAUCUUGGUAAGUGGAACGGUAUGUUUUGCCACAAAUGUUUUGCUGUAAAACCAGAAGAAAAACAAAAGCAAACAGCUUCCUGACUGAACGUAAUACAGCGAUGACAGGUUUACAGCUUGCGGUUUAUUUUUCCACAAUAAAGUCAGCGAGUAAAGGUGUCAACCAGAACUACAUUUCUGCAGUGAUUUAAAACAUUUUCAGAUUCUCCCACAGCUGAGAUGAACGAUAAACCGUGCUUACCUUUUCUUAUCAAGAAAGAGCCGCAGCAAAACAUUUUAAUGGAUAACAACUUUGGAAUGUGGCUUUCCAAACACAAACUAGAAAGAGUAAAAAAAAAAAAAGAUACACCUCUCCAACAUCCAACCCUAGACGCUCACAGGGGGUGGAAUCUGAAAUGACAGGUUGUGGGUGGGUUGUGGGAGUUAAAGUAUCACUACCAAUCUGCCACAAGGACAGAGAGGAGACUCGACGACCCAGCUGACUCAAACAGGUGAGAGCACAGCCUAACCCAAAAGACUGGCCUUUUUUUCCCCACAGUGGAUCUGAUCUCGUCUCUCUGACUUGUUUGCGCGGCCAGACCUCAUUAGAAAGUCUAAAUUGGCUUCAUUUUCAAUGCAUAGCAAAUUUGACCUGGUUAAUUGGUGCUGGCAGAUCCUUAUUUAGAUUCAUUAAAAGAGAUUAAAAACGAAGCACAGGUCAAAAUGUUAACAGCGCCUCAGAGGGAAGACAGAGAAGAUGCGACAAGAUCUGACAAUGUAAAUAAAGGUCAAGGUAGAUAUCUGAGAGGAGAUAGUAAACAGAUCAUACACUUGUUGAUGUCAAGUUGUGGUCAGGGUGAAACUUGUUAAAGAGCAAUUAGUCAUUUCUUUCGAUGCAGGUUGACGAUUUACAAGUCGCGGCUCAUUAAUCAGCUCAGAAUAAAUGUACAUCAGGUUGAGUUAAUUUAAUCUUACUCAUCACAAGAAAAUCUCCUCAGGUCGAACGUCGGGAGACACAUCAUGUCAAAAGACAUUGACAGAAAUCAGGUGUUGCAAAACAUCAAGGUGCGAAAAGCGACCAGGAAGGACGGCUGGUGGAUCCAUAGUUCUAACAAUGACAAGGUAGUUUCUGAAGCGAAACAGGAACCUGCGCCAGCGACAAAGAAUUCACUGGUCCAGUCAAGGAUCAAAAGAUUCCAGCUUCCAGGUAAUCAGACAAACAAUGAAGCUGAUUCUAUUAAACCCGAUGAUUCGACCAAGGAAACAAGAAAAAAUACCACGAGAAAUUCAAAAUGCCAAUCACCAUCCAAACAGGCACAAGAGCAACAGCCAGUCAUAAACACAAACAAUGAAAAGAAGGAGGUGGAAUUAAAAGCACCAGCUGGCGAGUCCAACGUGGAGCAGAACGGGGGGGAUGUUAAGGUCUCUGCAGAUGUAAAAAAUGAAGAACAAAUCCAACCAGCUUCUUCAACAAAUGGCAACGUUGAUGCAGCAGAACCACCACCUGCCCAUGAAACUGCAGAAGUCAAAGAACAAAACCUUAACACUGACCCUACAAAUGUAGAAGAUCAGGUUUCCAGUGAUCUUCGGGUGAAAUCGGGUACAACAGGCACUGCAGAGGUUCCCGCUUCACCUCAAGAAGCUUUGAUCAAAACAGACACAAGUAGUUUGGAGGACGGAGGGGAGACGGCAUCCACGCAAACUACCACUCAAACUACAGAGGGAAGUCGAGAGAAAUCCCCGCUACCUGCAGAAGAAAUUGUACCCGCUGCCUCUCCGUUUAUUGUGAAGGAGUUGUCGGAGAACACUGCUACGCCGGAGAAAGACAUUCCUCCUCAAGCCAGCGUGGAACCUAACAUGGAGUUUGAAUCUGUAAGCAAGUCACCUGCUCAGCCUGGAAAUGAAACACCUGCAGAGGCCAGUUGUGAAAAACAUCCCCAAGAGCAAGUUGACAACAAAACUGUUGAAUCUGAGGCUGAGCCGGAGGUGGAAACCCCCGAUGUUGAUAAUGCAACACCCCGUGAGGAGGCCCCUCCGCUUAACAGUGUGCAACCAGUCGCCUGCACUCUACCCGAGUCACACGAUGAAAUCCAAGCAGCUGACAAUAUUGUUGUUGAGCAAAGUGUCGAGCCGUCGUUUGGAGAUGAAGUACAUUCCAUAGAUUUGAACAUCGAAGAUGCUCUUAAACCCGUACCGUCUGCAGAUCCUGGAGCUGUUCAGGAUAGUUCAGAUUACAGACCCAUUGAUCUGACAGAUGCUCUGCGUGUGGAGGCACCCCAGAAAGAAUCUGUUCCUAAAACUGAAGUUGAAGAACAGCCUCUUCGAGAGGAACCUGAUCCCCAGCCUGACGAUGCCAGAGUUUCUGAAGGCCUUCAGAAGCCUGCAGAAGAACUAAAUUCAACCCAGGUUCCUAAAAUAUCCAGUGAUGGAACCCCUCUUUGCUCUUACUGCAACAAAAUAAUUGAUGGGAAAGUGAAGAUCACUUUGAGCGAACCGCCUGUGGUAUGCCAUGAAGAAUGCCUCAAGUGCGGCGUUUGUGCUAAGGCCCUGGGAGAAAUGCCGAUCGCCAUGUUCUUGCUUGGCAAAGUGAUCCACUGCACAGACUGCUUUGCAAGCGCGCUUAACAUUUGAAUUCUGCUGGCGAAAAAUACUUCCUGUCACCAAGCUCACAGUGAAUAAUGUGCUCUCUGAGAACCUCCCCGGUUUUGCCCUUGAUCUGUAGACUGUUCUACCGAAUGUUUCCUUUCACUGAAAAGGAGGACGUGGUGUGAUGUGAAGUUUAAAAAUUGUGCAAUUAAAAAAAAAAUGUACACAGUGGUAAUUACCACAGAUGUUUGAAUGAAAUGCUCCAUAAUUAGCAUAAAUUAUUUUAAUGCCAUGUACAGGAUGUGAUUAAAAUAAAAUUACAAUCAAAUCCCUUAGAUCAAAUCAAUAAUUAGCCUCAAUUACAAAUAAGCACACACAACACUGGUCAGCUUCAGAGCAGUUAUUUAAAUAUUGACCUCUCUGUUGCUAAUUUUAGGUAAUCGUGAAGACAAUUCCUCACUUUUAAGAGAAACAAAAAUAAAAAUAAAACGCACAGCAGAUUUUUUCUGAAGAGAGAAGCUCCAAGAGAAACUUUGGUACAUUCAGCUUCACCUGCUUGAGACUCGUGAUGCUCAUGGGCGAGUUGGAGAUAAUAAGGCAGCAGCAAAAAUUAUAUUCAGAAACCAAUAUCUGCACCAGUAAACACUGUACAGGAAGCACACAGUUAUGACUUGCAAAGCAAAGCUGUCGUUGCUCUUAAUUAUUCAUGAAACAUCAUACAUCACAAUCAGCUCCAGCAAAGCCUCACAGAGCGAAUUAAGAGAGAGAGAGAAAGAGAAA
Poecilia reticulata (guppy) is the source of this 3685-nucleotide messenger RNA. The record is from RefSeq and is a predicted model, not a curated record. Lineage: Eukaryota; Metazoa; Chordata; Actinopteri; Cyprinodontiformes; Poeciliidae.